Molecule: messenger RNA, 1568 nt
Organism: Cinclus cinclus
Lineage: Eukaryota; Metazoa; Chordata; Aves; Passeriformes; Cinclidae
Gene: HNRNPD
Product: heterogeneous nuclear ribonucleoprotein D
Exons: 9
Coding region: 144-1112 (322 amino acids)
Biological process (GO): regulation of gene expression
Cellular component (GO): nucleoplasm
Molecular function (GO): RNA binding
Source: RefSeq, a predicted model, not a curated record
GCGGCGCCAUUAAAAACAGGGAGCAAGAGGAGGAGGGAUCGGCGGCAUCGGCGCGCUCGGCCGGGGCCGCCAGCGGGGCCGGGGCCUCGGCGGGGAGGCGGCGGCACCGGGGGUGGCCGGUACGGGGCGGCGGCGGCGGCGCCAUGUCGGAUCAGCAGUUCGCUCUGGACUCAGCGGCGGUGGCGGCCGGCGCCGGGGGCAGCGCGGCGGAGCCGGCGGAGCAGCCUGAGGGGCAGGCGGGGGCGGGGAGCACCGAUGGGGGAGGCGGCGGCGGCGGCGGGAUCGAGUCGGAGGGAGCCAAGAUCGACGCCAGCAAGAACGAGGAGGACGAGGGGAAAAUGUUCAUUGGUGGCCUUAGCUGGGACACAACGAAGAAGGAUCUGAAGGACUACUUCUCUAAGUUUGGUGAAGUUGUAGACUGCACUCUGAAGUUGGACCCCAUCACUGGGAGAUCAAGAGGCUUUGGUUUUGUACUCUUCAAAGAAUCAGAGAGUGUGGAUAAGGUCAUGGACCAGAAAGAACACAAGCUGAAUGGAAAGGUCAUUGAUCCAAAAAGAGCUAAAGCCAUGAAAACAAAAGAACCCGUGAAAAAGAUUUUCGUUGGGGGCUUAUCUCCAGACACACCUGAGGAGAAAAUACGGGAAUAUUUUGGAGGUUUUGGUGAGGUCGAAUCCAUAGAGCUCCCCAUGGACAACAAAACUAACAAGAGGCGUGGAUUUUGCUUCAUUACUUUCAAGGAGGAGGAACCAGUGAAGAAGAUAAUGGAAAAGAAAUACCACAAUGUUGGGCUUAGUAAAUGUGAAAUAAAAGUAGCCAUGUCAAAGGAACAGUACCAGCAGCAGCAGCAGUGGGGGAGUCGGGGAGGAUUUGUUGGAAGAGCUCGAGGGAGAGGUGGAGGCCCCAGUCAAAACUGGAACCAGGGAUACAGCAACUACUGGAAUCAGGGGUAUGGGAACUAUGGUUACAACAGCCAAGGGUAUGGUGGUUAUGGAGGAUAUGACUACACUGGUUACAACAACUACUAUGGAUAUGGUGACUAUAGCAAUCAGCAGAGCGGUUAUGGGAAAGUAUCUCGGCGAGGCGGUCAUCAAAAUAGCUACAAACCAUACUAAAUUAUUCCAUUUGCAACUUAACCCAAACAGCGGGAACUUCCUUGCAGGCCCUGUGUCGCGCUGACUUCACGAUUCUCACAGGCCCGCUCAAUGCGGACAGGGUACGAGAUGCUCACGCUCUCGAAUGCUGCCGUUUGGUGGAGACGCAGUAUUUUCUCAUUUGAAGAUUCAUUUGAGGUGGCACAUGCUACCUGCUAAUAGCAGUUGAAACUAAUUUUUGUAUCAAGUCCAUGAAUUGGAAGUAAGACGUUGGGUCCCUCUGAAGUUUAAUUGAGUUUUCAUUAAGACAAAAUUGCUUUCAUGGUCUUAUUUCUUAAUUGCUAUGCUUAAGAAUCAGUUUGUUUUAUGCCCCUUCCUCAGUAUUGUAGCUCAAGUCUUGUGUUCCAAAGCCCAGUGUGACAGUGUCAUGAUGUAGUAGUGUCUUACUGGUUUUUUAAUAAAUCUUUUUGUAUAACU